GCGCGGCGAUGGGGGUCCGCGGGCUGGAGGCGGCGGUGGAGCUGGCGCCGGGGGAGGCCUGCGAGAGCAGUACGGAGAGAGGGCAUGCAGAUGGUCAGCCUGUGGUGAUUCUUUUAGGAUGGGCAGGCUGCCAGGACAAAUACUUGGCCAAAUACAGCGCAAUCUACAGUCAGAAGGGGUGCACCGUCAUCCGCUAUACGGCUCCAUGGAGGAUGAUAUUCUUCUCUGAGACCUUUGGCAUCAGAUCUCUCCAGACCCCAGCCAGGCGACUACUGGAGCUGCUCUUUGACUAUAGCAUUGAAAACAGACCGGUUCUUUUCCAUGUUUUUAGCAACGGUGGUGUCAUGCUGUACCGUUACAUCAUUGAGGCGCUCCACACUCACAAGCCAUUUAAGAACCUCAAAGUAGCAGGCACCAUUUUUGAUAGUGCCCCUGGCAGAAGAAACUUGAGAGGAGGCCUUCGUGCCUUGGCAACUGUCUUGGUAUCCACGAAUGUGCUGCUCAAGUAUUUCCUCUUACUUGCUUUUGCUACUACAGCGGUCGUGCUGCGGAUCUUGCUGUACCCGUUGACCCGCUUCAUCCACGAGAGCCAUUACGAUGCCCUGCUGAAAGCACCCUCGCGGUGGCCUGAGCUUUACCUCUAUUCCCAGGCUGAUGCCAUCAUCAAGGCCAGCGACGUUAAGCACAUGGCUGAUGCCCGGCAGCAGCUCAAUGUCUCUGUGAAAGCUGUAGACUUCUCGGAUUCGGCUCAUGUCAGCCACAUGCGGGUGUAUCCCACCUAUUACAGCAACCUCUGUACGACUUUCCUGUCUGACUGUGUCAGGGGCUCACCUUGUUAGUGGUGUAAUGACCUCCAAUGUUGCCUCUGCUUUGCUCAGCUUGUAUGGGAUAUGUCAUCCCCUUUGCCUUUGUGUCUUUGAAGGGAGGAA
Molecule: messenger RNA, 929 nt
Organism: Charadrius vociferus (killdeer)
Lineage: Eukaryota; Metazoa; Chordata; Aves; Charadriiformes; Charadriidae
Gene: TMEM53
Product: transmembrane protein 53
Exons: 3
Coding region: 9-839 (276 amino acids)
Source: RefSeq, a predicted model, not a curated record